CUGCAGUCCCAGCGCGCACCGCUGGGUGGUGCCCUCGGCCAAGGCGGCGCCGAGCGGCUGCGGCAGCGGAGGCGGCCGAGCCCGGAGCGGCGCAGCCCGAGCGAGCUGAGCCCAGCGCAGCCAGACAGACAGACAGGCUCGGCGCAGCGCACACUGACAGACAGACAGGCUCGGCGCAGCGCAGACUGACAGACAGACAGGCUCGGCGCAGCGCACACUGACAGACAGACAGGCUCGGCGCAGCGCAGACUGACUGACAGACAGGCUCGGCGCAGCGCAGACUGACACACAGACAGGCUCAGCCCAUCCCAGGCCAGGUCAGUUUAGAAGAGCUCAGCGCAGCCGGGCGGAGGUGGCAGCGGCUGCGGCAGCGAGCGCUGCCCCGUGUCAGCCGCUGCCGGGACACCCCGGCUGCGUUACGGCCGCCGGCCGGAAGCUCCGACAGCGAGGGAAGGCGCCCGCCCCGCACUUGGCCGCUUUCCGCGGGGAAUCGCCCGGCACACCCGCCACACCGACACCGACCCCGGCCGCCGCCGCCGCCGCCGCCGCGCCAUGGCGCUCGCAAGGCAAGUGCUUUGUCUCUGUGCUUUCGUGUCGCUGCCGCUCGCUCGCGCCGAGCCCAUCCGCUACUCCGUAGCCGAGGAGGCGCCGAGCGGCUCCCUGGUGGGCAAGCUGGCGGAGGACGCGCGGCUGACGCCGGCGCAGCUCUCGGCUCGCCGCGCCCGCCUGCUCUCGGAGGACGGCCGGCAGCAUUUCGCCUUAGAGCGCGCCUCCGGCCGCCUCGUCGUGGCGGGGAGGCUGGACCGCGAGCAGCUGUGCGCCCAGUCCGCCACCUGCAUGCUCCCCUUCGAGCUGCUGCUCGACAACCCCCUGCAGUUCUUUCGGGUCGAGGUGACUCUGCAGGACAUCAAUGAUCAUUCUCCCCUCUUCCCCGAGGAACGAGUCGCUUUUGACAUCACGGAAAAGACUGAUCCUGGUUCACGUUUCCCUCUGGAGGUUGCUCUAGAUCUUGAUAUUGGCAGCAACACAGUCCAGGCGUACAGUAUUACUCCAGAGAACGAGUAUUUCAGUAUCUCCUAUGGAAGCCGGACUGGUGGUGACAAAUAUCUUGAACUUGUUUUAGAAAAGGCACUAGACAGAGAGGAGCAGGCAGAGAUGGUUUUCAGUGUUAUUGCUGUGGAUGGGGGCUCUCCUCCCAGGAGUGGGGCCAUCGAGAUCUCUAUUACCAUUCUAGAUGUAAAUGACAAUGCUCCCAUCUUCACACAAGAUCGUUAUCUUGGGAAGGUUCUGGAGAACAUGCCAGAGGGCUCUGUGGUUCUGACUGUGCUGGCAACUGAUUCAGAUGCAGGAGUUAAUGGGGACAUCUCCUAUCAACUCAGCCAGGCAGUGGGACAGAGUGAUUCAGCAUUUGUGAUUGAUCCCAUUACUGGGGAAAUUAAACUCACAAAACCACUGGACUUCGAGGCAGCACAAAGUCACGAGCUGAUUGUGAGGGCCAGAGAUGGAGGGGGCCUUUCAGCAAUCUGCAAGGUGCUGGUGGAGGUGGUGGAUGUGAAUGACAAUGCCCCGGAGGUGGUGGUCAGCUCGUUCAGCAGUCCCCUCCCCGAGAACACAGAGCCCGGCACGGUGGUUGCCCUGUUUACGGUCAGGGACCGGGAUUCCGGUGCCAACGGGAAGAUCUCGUGUGCCCUGGAGGAUCAGCUCUUCUUCUCGCUGCGGCCAGCCUAUAAGAAUUACUAUGAGCUGGUGACGGUGAGCGCGCUGGACCGCGAGGAGACGCCUCGGUACGUCCUCAGUGUCACGGCAGCGGAUGCGGGCUCGCCUCCUCUCACAAGCACGCAGACCUUCACCGUGGACAUCUCGGAUGUCAAUGACAACGCGCCCGUCUUCAACCAGACCUCCUACACCAUGUACGUGCGUGAGAACAACGUGCCCAUGGCGUUUGUUGGAGCCGUGAGUGCUGCAGACGCCGACGUGGGGCUCAACGCCAAGGUGACCUAUUCCCUGGCACCAGAGGCAGGCGCAGAGCGGCCCUCGUGCUCCUGCAUCUCUGUGAACUCGGAGAAGGGACACGUGUUUGUGCUGCGGCCCCUGGACUACGAGCGCCUGCGGCAGACCGAGGUGACGGUCAGUGCCUCUGACGCGGGCUCUCCUCCGCUCAGAGCCAACGUCACCGUCCGCCUUGUGGUGCUGGACGAGAACGACAACGCCCCGCUGGUGCUCUACCCAGCGCAGGAGAGCGGCCCAGCCUCCAGUGAGCUGGUGCCCGUGUCGGCUGAGGCGGGCUACCUCGUCAGCAAAGUGGUGGCCGUCGACGCCGACUCGGGCCAGAACUCCUGGCUCUUGUACCACCUGCUGAGGGCCACCGAGCCGGGGCUGUUUUCCGUGGGCGCCCAGAGCGGGGAGGUGCGUCUGAGGAGGCCGGUGACGGAGAGGGACAGCGUGAGGCAGCAGCUCGUUGUGCUGGUCAGGGACAACGGCAAGCCCCCGCUGUCGGCCACGGCAGCUCUGAGCGCUCUCCUGCUCAAGGACUUGUCGGACGUGCGCCUGCCGCACAGCAGCCCGGCCAGCGAGGAUCAGGGCGGCUCCCUGACCGCCUAUUUAAUCCUUGCCUUGGUCUUUGUCUCCCUGCUCUUCCUCAUCUCCACCGCAGUCUUGGUGGCUCGCAAGGCGUGCAGGAGCAAGGAGCUGAAGGCUGGCCACGUGCUUUAUGCUGCCGACACCCUGCAGAGCGGCCUGGCCGAUGCAGCCGCUGCAGGGACCCUGCCCCGCGCCUACUGCUACGAGCUCAGCCUCACAACGGGCUCGGGCAACAGCGAGUUCAAAUUCCUCAAGCCCAUCCUGCCCAGCCUGCCCCCGCAGCGCUGCGCCGUGGGCCAGGGCCCGCGUGAGGAGCAGGAUUUCCCCGGUGUCCCUGUCAGCACCGAGGACAUGGCCCCAGACAGUGCUGGGACUCUCUCUGCAGGACAGUUCAACGCUCUUUCCUUCAACUAGCCCAGGGUCUGCACAGACAGAGGCUUCUUGGCUCUUGGGAGGAGGGGAUCCAGGCUGCAGGAAGGGGCAAUGAUUCCUCCAGGGCAAAUG
Molecule: messenger RNA, 3084 nt
Organism: Motacilla alba alba
Lineage: Eukaryota; Metazoa; Chordata; Aves; Passeriformes; Motacillidae
Product: protocadherin beta-15-like
Exons: 1
Coding region: 553-2994 (813 amino acids)
Biological process (GO): homophilic cell-cell adhesion
Cellular component (GO): plasma membrane
Molecular function (GO): calcium ion binding
Source: RefSeq, a predicted model, not a curated record